UUGCAGUAACCUCACAGUUAUUGUUGAUAUUUACCCCAUUUCUACCCCAUGAAAAAUACAUACAUAUACAUACAAUCAACACGAUAAAAACAUAUCUCUUAUUUGUCAUUCACAGGUUUGUUUGCAAAGAUAUCUUCAGCUAUUUCCAGAGAGAAGAAAAAAUCAUGGACCAUAAGAUGAAGGAGAGGCAGAGGCGUGUGGCCCGAUCUCGACAAAGAGCACCGGCAUCUACCAUAAGGUCACCUUCCCCAUGGUCACCAGGUCUAGCCCCAAGGUUACCUUCACCAGGGAGGAGCUCCCAGACAGCUGCUCUGGCAGCGCUUGUUAACACAACUAAUUUGUCACUCGGGGCAUUGCGAUCUAAGAUUAGACGCAUCACAUCUCCAGACAAGUCAACCUGCUCACCAUGCAUCCCCAAGCAACAGGUUCCAAACCAGGCGAUGCCGUUAGCCUCGGUCCACCAUGUGGAACCAACACAUUCUGAUAAGUCAAAGGAUUCAAUUGAUGCUGGCAGUUUACUCUCGGCCAUUGGACAGCUGGAGACUGACCAGACAAAUGUGGAACUAUUACCCUGGGAAAAGACAGUCCACAGCAAAUCAACCCAUAUUCCCUCCGAAGGCAAGUCGAAAUUAUCAUCAUGCAUGAUACCCAAUAUUUUGUAGGAAAUCAAACCAGAUCCCCAGGAAACCAAUGCAGCC
Pecten maximus is the source of this 698-nucleotide messenger RNA. RefSeq lists its product as uncharacterized. The transcript is spliced from 2 exons. The record is from RefSeq and is a predicted model, not a curated record. Lineage: Eukaryota; Metazoa; Mollusca; Bivalvia; Pectinida; Pectinidae. The coding region runs from base 165 to 662 and encodes 165 amino acids.